Molecule: messenger RNA, 957 nt
Organism: Adineta ricciae
Lineage: Eukaryota; Metazoa; Rotifera; Eurotatoria; Adinetida; Adinetidae
Source: the annotation of a GenBank genome assembly
AUGUCGGCUACUUCGUUGCAAAAGGAAAGAAUAACUGAGUCAAUCAAGAAUAAUUAUCAAAGCUUGGAAAAUCGGAAGCAAAUUCUAGGCGACAGAAACGUUGUUGAAAGGAAUAUUUUGUUACUUGGACGGUCGAAAAGUGGCAAGACGACAUUAAAACAAAUGAUUAAAGAUCCAACUUUGGUCUCUCAUGAGUCAAAUCUACUAUCAGACUCCGAUACUAUUGAAAUAGAAACAAUGGAACUUGAAAAGUCAAAUCUUUCACUGACGAUUGUGGAUGCAAAUGGUCUAUGCGGACGUCCAGAAGAUUAUGAGAAACUUUCGAUGAUUCGUCAGGUCACAGCCAAACGUGGUAUUGACAAUUUUCAUUGUAUUUGUUAUUGCCUGUCGCUAGAAGCUGGUAUUCGGCAACAAGACAUUGCUGCUGUGAAGAAUAUUAUCAAUUGUUACGGGGAGCACAUUAAGUCUAUAUUAUGCAUGGUCAUUACACGAUGUGAAGGAAAAGUUGAAGAGCAACGUACUCGAAUAAAGGCCGAAAUUGAACAGGAUUAUCUUUUCAAAGAUGUUAUAAAGCUGUUUGAUCAAGGUGUACAUUUCUCAGGUUGUCUAAAAUAUGAUGAUUGGUAUCAAGGAAAUGAAGCCCUCUAUAAUCAAUUUUCAACGAUUUAUGGCUAUCGAGAGAAGCUUCUACAUCUUUUUCGCAAAAAUAUCGAACGUGUGUGUAUCGAGAUUCCAUCGAAACCUACUGUUUCCAACUCGACAUCUAUAGUAACCAUUGAUGAACGAUCAACAAAUGGCAGCUAUCAACAUACGAAUGUGGCACAAAACAGGUAUAUACAUGGGAUAUCUAUUCUUUAUUAUGAGCUUACUGAGCAUUGCUUUGAGUUGGCAUCAAAUCGCCUAUUGUGUAAACCUCCGCUAGAUCUAUUUUCUCUAGGUUUUCUUAAAGAAAUGUAA